CGAGCUUUCUAUCUUCAUUCUUUCUGAAUUCAACAAUGGCGGGUUACGCUUUGCCGUUACACAAAUUGGCGCUUCCCCGUAUUACCCACAGUAGCUUCUCCUUCACUUUUCCCACUUCUGCAAUUCAACUUCGUCACUCUAUUAGCCUUCUCUCUGGAAAUCCCUCGACUUUGUUCUGUGGUCACCAGGUUAAGGCCAACUCUGAGUUCUCUUCCACUUCGGUUCCUGCCCAAGACAGCGUACAAGAUGAAGAAGAAAACUUUCAAUUGCUGACUCUUGUAAAAAGCGAUUACAAUGACAUAAUGAUUGUCGACAGUCCCAAAUCUAGAGUGCUUCUCCUUGAUUCCUCCAACAACAUUCAUAGCAUACUUUAUAAGGAUAAAAAAUGGACAGAAGCCUACUGGGAUGAGUUUACUAGCUUGCCAGCUGUAGUUCCAAAAGGUCCCAUCGCUCUCUUAGGUUUGGGUGGUGGAACUGCUGCUCAUCUGAUGCUUGACUUGUGGCCUUCGCUGCAGCUUGAAGGGUGGGAGAUUGAUCCAAUUUUGAUUGAUAAAGCGAGAAUUUAUUUUGGUCUAUCUGAUCUGGAGAAACCAACAAAAGAUGGUGGUGUGUUGAAUAUUCAUAUUGGUGAUGUCUUCGUUCCAUCAGAGAAUUUGCACAGAAAAUAUGCCGGCAUUGUUGUUGACUUAUUCUCCGAUGGAAAAGUCUUGCCUCAGCUGCAAGAGGAUAGCACAUGGUUGGAAUUGCAUGAUAGAUUGAUGCCUGGAGGUCGAUUUAUGGUGAACUGUGGUGGCCUUGAUGGGGGAUCAGAUGCAUCGGAUGGUGUUGAUUCUGAAACUUCAUCAAGUGAUAGGAUAUGGUUACAAAAUCCAGCAUUAAAAGCAUUAUCCAGAGCAUUUCCCGGGCAAUUGAAUUGGAAGAGAAUGCCGAAGGAAAAUGGCGCAAAUUUUAUGGCACUUACAGGACCUUUACCUGAUUUACAAUCAUGGUCUGCCACUCUCCCAUCUCCUCUGAGCACAAAUGUUAAGCAUUGGAGACCCUGUGAGCCUGUUUCUUAAGUUUGAGCUUAAAAGGCCACGGGUCUGGUUUAUGAAUUAGUGCAGUUUAUCUCCUGAUUUUCUGUAAAGGAUCCUGAAUUCCUGAUUUAGCAGGCCCAAAAGACCAAGUGUAAUCACCAUAUGAGCCCAUUUUGUAUCUUCAAUUUGUAAGAUUCUGAUACUUUAAUUGAGUCAUUAUUUUGAAAAUUUAGGCAUUCUUUUA
Messenger RNA from Neltuma alba, 1260 nucleotides. RefSeq lists its product as uncharacterized. Bases 36 to 1058 code for a protein of 340 amino acids. NCBI's taxonomy places the organism in Eukaryota, Viridiplantae, Streptophyta, Magnoliopsida, Fabales, Fabaceae. The record is from RefSeq and is a predicted model, not a curated record. The transcript is spliced from 8 exons.